AUGACCAUAACGUCGCCACCCCGGUAAGUGGCAACACGUCGAACGUGACCGUCAUCUCGACAGGUUUUUCCGUUUCGUCGUUGACUAUGGUAUAGCAGCUCACCUUCGGGGAUCGUCGCACGAAACGGCCUAUACUUUCGGUGCCCGGAGGAGGAUAUAUGGAGACUGGAAGCACCUAGCAACUGGGCGGUUCAGGCGACACACCUCUCUGCGAAGCAAUUUGCUACCACGACUGGUGGCGUUGCGACAGAAGCUGUUUUGAGACGAACCUCUCAUUGCGUGAUGAUGGGCCACUUCCAGACCACUGGAGGCGAGGGACCCAUCGUGGGCGAUGGGAUGGCAGAUCUAGACGGUCCCUGGAACAACAAGGGGGUUAGCAAAACAUCGUCAAGCAUCGGAGAGGCACAAUGUACGGCGAGGGGGACGGUAAUAGAGUUCACAGCCGAUGGCGCAUGGAAUGAGGACGAAAUCGUCGAGACAUCGACCACCGUCGACGAAGCCGAACUGGUCGGCGGGCGUUCCUUCCGAAGGGACGUGGGGAGUGGUAGACAGGCUGUCCACCAGCGCACGAGCUCUGGGAGCACUCAGAGCUCGGCGAGCCUCGAGACCCGUCCAGGAGGGGACCACCAAGUCACGAGUGGACCUAGCAUGACAUGGUCUCGAGUUGUCGCCACCAUGGACCUCCGACACAACAGGGACUGGAACUACUGGAAGGCAUGCUCAUCUGGUUGGCCGACGUUCUGACACAGGUGUGUCAUAUCCGCGCAGCUUCCGCCAUUGUCGCGCCCAACGAAAGCCGAGGCCUGGAGAGGGGCUUGGUUGGCGAUUAUGGUUGUACUUGAAGCUCCUUUAUCGUAUUGUUUAUUGAGAUCGACCGUGACACCAUGCGUGGGCAUACCCAUGAACCAAUCUUGCAAGAGGACUUUCACGCAACGCGAAAGACAAACAUAUUGAAACCUGUGCAAUUAUCAGACCAGCCCCAUUUUAAUAAGCUCCCGUUUCACGCCAUAGGAGACCCGGAUAGCCAGACGCGACGCGUCGUGAUCCCGUGAUCACCGCGUCGAGUGUGGCUAUCGCGUAGGCGCCCACAAGUACAAGUCGAGGCGUCCCUC
Molecule: messenger RNA, 1112 nt
Organism: Rhodofomes roseus
Lineage: Eukaryota; Fungi; Basidiomycota; Agaricomycetes; Polyporales; Fomitopsidaceae
Exons: 4
Coding region: 283-744 (153 amino acids)
Source: RefSeq, a predicted model, not a curated record